GAUUACGGCUUUUCAUUGGUUGUUAGAAGGACCACGUGAACGUACUGAGAAGAAGGCACGCGAUGAAGGCGCACAAGAAAGGCACAGUCAGCUGCCUAACGUCCGGUUGGCUAGUUCGAAGCCAGCUCGUUCUUAUCAAGGUAGACGCGCGUAAGAAGCAGGCACCAACAUGGCGGACGAUGAGAGGAAGCGUCUUGAGGAUGAAAAGAAGAGGAAACAGGCGGAGACCGAUAGGAAGAGGGCUGAGGUCCGAGCCCGCCUCGAAGAGGCUUCCAAAGCUAAGAAGGCUAAGAAAGGUUUCAUGACCCCUGACAGGAAGAAGAAACUCAGGCUCUUGUUGCGUAAAAAAGCUGCGGAAGAAUUGAAAAAGGAGCAAGAAAGAAAAGCCGCUGAAAGAAGACGUAUCAUCGAGGAACGUUGUGGAAAACCAAGGAACGUCGAUGAUGCUAACGAAGCCAACGUCAAGUCCAUACUGAUCCAGUAUCAUAAGAGGAUCAACGUUCUCGAGGGGGAGAAGUACGACCUUGAAUACGAAGUUGCCAAGAAGGAUUUUGAGAUCGCUGACUUGAACAGCCAGGUGAAUGACCUUCGAGGUAAAUUCAUGAAGCCAACUCUGAAGAAGGUUUCGAAAUACGAGAACAAAUUCGCCAAACUUCAAAAGAAAGCGGCCGAAUUCAACUUCCGUAAUCAAUUGAAACAAGUCAAGAAGAAGGAGUUCACUCUCGAGGAGGAGGACAAAGAGAAUGCGUCAAAAGAUAAGAAAAAACCUGACUGGUCGAAGAAGGGCGACGAGAAGAAGGAACCCGAAGCUCCACCUCCACCUCCAGCGGAAGCUCCUAAGAAACCGGAACCUGCACCCGCUCCUGCACCAGCACCAGAACCUGCACCAGCGCCACCUGCUGAACCACCAGCACCCACACCUGAACCUGCUCCUCCAGCGGCUGCUCCACCACCUGAAACUGCUCCGCCAGCUGAAGGUGCUCCACCAGCUGAAGGUGCACCACCACCACCUGCCGAAGGAGCUGCUCCACCUCCAGCUGAAGGUGCACCACCUUCAGCCGAAGGAGCACCACCAGCUACCGAAGGUGCACCACCAGCCGAAGGAGCACCACCAGCCGAAGGAGCACCACCUGCAGCUGCCCCAGCUGAAGGAGCUCCACCAGCAGAAGGUGCUCCUGCUCCAGCUCCUCCCGCUGAAGGUGCACCACCAGCGGAAGGAGCACCACCAGCUCCAGCUCCAACGACCGAAGGUGCAGCUCCUCCGGCAGAACCAGCAGCAGCAGCGGCUCCAACGGAUGCAGCUCCAGCAGCAGCACCACCCGCGGAUGCUUCAGCCACACCAGCGGCAGCUCCACCAGCUGAUGCUGCAGCACCAGCUGCACCGGCACCAGCUGAUGCCGCCGCACCACCAGCGGCAGCUCCACCAGCAGAAGCUCCACCUGCGCCAGCGCCUACUGAAACUAAUCUUGUUUUGAUUUUGAGAGUUACAAUCGUCAUCAGAGGAACAAUUUCAUCAACAAAUAGAGCUAAGUACAUCACGAAUGCACCUGCCUCGUAAUUUCGUCGAGACGGUCAGCGAAGGACGAAGAUUUAAUCUUCGUUGACCACAGCGAACACAUCGGCACUAUUCUUCUUUUAUCGCCAUUGACUGUCAUCGUCGUCGUCGACGCCAUUGUUCGUCGUGAUCAUCCUUGUGAAGAAGACAUGAACGAAAAGGAAGGAGCGUCUUAUCGCCGACUACGAUAUCACUGUAACGAAUGUCAUGUCCUUAGCAAACGAAAACAUUCUAUACGAUUUACAAUUUACCUUAAACGGUCGUAGCGUUCGUUAAAAUUCUUCUAUGCGAAAUAGAAACAAAUCGUAUCGAAUGUUACACAUGAGAAUUUUUGUGCCGUUAGCUUUGUAAAUAAUUCACGGCACGUUCGUCUACGCGAAAGUUCCGCGCGUAGAUAUACAUACAUACAUACAUACAUACAUACAUACA
Molecule: messenger RNA, 1984 nt
Organism: Vespula pensylvanica (western yellowjacket)
Lineage: Eukaryota; Metazoa; Arthropoda; Insecta; Hymenoptera; Vespidae
Gene: wupA
Product: troponin I
Exons: 15
Coding region: 170-1558 (462 amino acids)
Biological process (GO): muscle contraction
Cellular component (GO): troponin complex
Source: RefSeq, a predicted model, not a curated record